Drosophila teissieri is the source of this 1275-nucleotide messenger RNA. RefSeq names its product hairy/enhancer-of-split related with YRPW motif protein (gene Hey). Gene Ontology annotation, biological process: anterior/posterior pattern specification; regulation of neurogenesis; regulation of transcription by RNA polymerase II. Lineage: Eukaryota; Metazoa; Arthropoda; Insecta; Diptera; Drosophilidae. The coding region runs from base 1 to 1275 and encodes 424 amino acids. The record is from RefSeq and is a predicted model, not a curated record. The transcript is spliced from 3 exons. Gene Ontology annotation, cellular component: nucleus. Gene Ontology annotation, molecular function: protein dimerization activity; DNA-binding transcription factor activity, RNA polymerase II-specific; RNA polymerase II cis-regulatory region sequence-specific DNA binding.
AUGGAUCACAACAUGCACGUGAACGCGCCGUCGCUGCACCACUGGGGCUACGCCGCCGGACCCGGAGUUGUCAUGCCCGGCGCCAGCGUCACAACCCCCCAAAGCCAUUGGGUGCCGCCGCCGCAGAGCCACCACAGCGCCCACAGCAACCACAGCCAUGGGCACAGCCAGAGCCACAGCCACGGAAUCGGCAGCCUGAAGCGGACGCUCUCCGAGAGCGACUGCGACGAUCUGUACUCCGAGGAGUCCUCUAAGGAACAAAUCUCGCCCAGUGAGCCGGGCAGCUGCCAACUAAUGAGCCGCAAAAAGCGACGAGGAGUGAUCGAAAAGAAGCGCCGGGAUCGGAUCAACUCCUCACUCACCGAACUCAAGCGCCUGGUGCCCUCCGCCUAUGAGAAGCAGGGAUCCGCCAAGUUGGAGAAGGCCGAAAUCCUUCAGCUGACCGUGGAGCACCUCAAGAGCUUGCAGUCUAAAACUCUCGACUCGCUGAGCUACGAUCCGCAGCGAGUGGCCAUGGACUACCACAUCAUCGGGUUCCGCGAGUGCGCCGCGGAGGUGGCCCGCUAUCUGGUCACCAUCGAGGGCAUGGACAUCCAGGAUCCUCUGCGCCUGCGCCUUAUGUCUCACCUCCAGUACUUCGUGCAGCAGCGCGAACUCUCGGCAAAGAGCUGCGCCAGUCCGAGCGGUUGGACACCGGCUGCUCCCAGUUCCUCCGGCUACCAACCAAACUGUGCAGCUGCUCCCUACCAGAGCUAUGCGGCGCCAGCGAACCCGGGUGCCUAUGUAUCCAGCUACCCCACUUUAAGCGCCUCGCCCUCGCAGCAGGCUCAGCAACUGGGAGGACGCACCAGUGUCUCGCGGACUAGUGGAACUGCCGUAAAUGAAUCGCUGCCCAGCCAUGAUCUCCACUCUGAGAGCAGCAGCCAGCAGCAGCAACAGCAACAGCAGCAGCAACAACAGCAACAGCAACACCAGCAGCAACAUCAGCAGCAACAGCAACGGACGCAGACAACACCUCAACCGGCGCAGCAGCAACACUACACCCACGACCACAGCGCAGUGCAUCCCGAGCAGCAGGUGCCCACCUACAUAGAACUCACCAACAGCAAUCGCCCUGCGGCCUUGGGUUCCGAGAGUCUCAGCUACAGUGCCGCUCCUCAGUACCCGGUCAGUGGACUGCCAGGCCAGGAUUACAACAACUCCAGCGUCCUACAGUAUGCCACUCCCAACGGAGCCAAGCCCUAUCGUCCUUGGGGUGCCGAGAUGGCCUAUUGA